CAUUAAAAAACGCAUUUAUCGCGUUCCCUCUCGCUUGACCUGACCUACACAACGAUUCUCUAAUCAAAGAAUCCAAUCCAAUCACAUCAGAUCUCUGAAGAAGAAGAUGGCGGUUUCUGCGCGUGAGGAGUUCGUGUACAUGGCCAAGCUCGCGGAGCAAGCGGAGAGGUACGAGGAGAUGGUGGAGUUCAUGGAGAAAGUCUCCGCGGCCGUCGACGGCGACGAGCUCACCGUCGAGGAGCGAAACCUCCUCUCCGUCGCCUACAAGAACGUGAUCGGCGCUCGCCGCGCCUCGUGGCGCAUCAUCUCGUCGAUCGAGCAGAAGGAGGAGAGCCGCGGCAACGACGACCACGUCGCGGCGAUCCGCGACUACAGAUCCAAGAUCGAGACGGAGCUCUCGGGAAUCUGCGACGGGAUCCUCAAGCUCCUCGACUCCAGGCUCGUCCCCGCCGCCCCUUCCGGCGACUCCAAGGUGUUUUACCUGAAGAUGAAGGGUGAUUACCAUCGCUACUUGGCUGAGUUCAAGACUGGUCAGGAGAGGAAAGACGCCGCCGAGAACACUCUCUCCGCCUACAAAUCUGCUCAGGAUAUUGCGAAUGCUGAGCUGGCACCAACUCACCCGAUCCGUCUAGGUCUGGCAUUGAACUUCUCUGUGUUCUACUACGAGAUCCUUAACUCUCCUGAUCGUGCCUGCAGCCUCGCCAAACAGGCCUUUGAUGACGCGAUAGCAGAGUUGGACACACUAGGAGAAGAGUCGUACAAAGACAGCACCUUGAUCAUGCAGCUUCUCCGUGACAACCUCACUCUCUGGACAUCCGACAUGCAGGAUGAUGCUGCGGAUGAGAUCAAGGAAGCAUCUGCUCCAAAACCAACAGAGGAACAGCAGUAACAAUCUUUUGAGUCCAACCUCUGCUAAGUUUCUCUUCUAGGUGUUUGAAACUUUGUUCUCUUUCGUCCAUAUGUUUCCUAAGUCGUCGUCGCUUGCCGAUUUACUUUUUAUUCAUGCAUCAUAAUUUCUGGCAAGUCUGAACCAUCAAUCAUCUUUUUUAUCUCAGUUGCUUGAUUUUCUUUUUUCUUGCCUCUGUUUUUGUGGGUUAAUGAUUUCAAUGUCUGCUAUCGAACAUUGCUUCUGUGUGUUUCUCAUCAAUUUGAAGAUACUCUUGUCUC
This is a messenger RNA of Raphanus sativus (radish), 1167 nucleotides long. Its product is annotated as 14-3-3-like protein GF14 omega. The transcript has 4 exons. NCBI's taxonomy places the organism in Eukaryota, Viridiplantae, Streptophyta, Magnoliopsida, Brassicales, Brassicaceae. The coding region runs from base 107 to 889 and encodes 260 amino acids. Gene Ontology annotation, biological process: signal transduction. Gene Ontology annotation, cellular component: cytoplasm. The record is from RefSeq and is a predicted model, not a curated record.